Molecule: messenger RNA, 2529 nt
Organism: Aureococcus anophagefferens
Lineage: Eukaryota; Pelagophyceae; Pelagomonadales; Pelagomonadaceae
Exons: 6
Coding region: 1-2514 (837 amino acids)
Biological process (GO): trehalose biosynthetic process
Cellular component (GO): cytosol
Molecular function (GO): catalytic activity
Source: RefSeq, a predicted model, not a curated record
AUGGCGGAGCACGUCGCCCGCGACCCGUCGCCGCACGCGGCGACGCCGUCGGCGGCGCAGCUCAGCGUCGAGGAGCAGCAGAUCAUCGCGGAGAUCCAGGAGCUCCAGCGCCACCUGCGCGAGCUCAAGGCGGACCAGGACGAGCAGGAGGUGCCCGAGGUGAAGGAGAAGGCGCGGCCGCGGCGCGUGCUCAUCGUCGCGAAUCGCCUGCCGAUCCGGUGCUCGCGCGACGCGCGCACGGGCCGCUGGUCCUUCGACGACGCGCCCGGGGGGUUGGCGACGGCGUUGAGGGGCAUCUCCAUGGAGGUGCAGUUCGUCUGGGUCGGCUGGGUCGGCUGCGACGUGCCGCCGCAGGAGCGCGCGCGCGUCGCGGAGCGGUUGAUGCGCGAGCACGGCUGCUUCCCCGUCUUCCUCGAGCCCCAGCUCGUGGAGAACUAUUAUAAUGGCUUCUGCAAUGAUGUGUUGUGGCCCCUGUUCCACUACGUGCCCCUGCCCAUGUACCAGGCGGGCGCGGAGAAGAAGUUCGACGCGCAUCUCUGGGACGCGUACACCGAGGCGAACCGCCGCUUCGCGGAGGCGGUCAUGGAGGGCGCGGACGUCGUGUGGGUCCACGACUACCACUUGAUGCGGCUGCCGCUGGAGCUGCGACGGUUGGAUCCGCGCGUCGCCGUGGCCUGGUUUCUGCACACGCCCUUUCCGUCGUCCGAGAUCUACCGCAUCCUGCCCUACCGGCGGGAGCUGUUGGAGGGGCUGCUGCACGCGGAUUUGGUCGGGUUUCAUACCUACGACUACGCGCGCCACUUCCUCUCGGCCUGCUCCCGGGUGUUAGACGUGUCGACGACGACGCCUAAGGGCAUCGAGUUCGGCGGCCGCUUCUGCUCCAUCGGCGUCUUCCCCAUCGGCAUCGACCCGCUGUUGAUCCGGAACACGCUCCGGUCGCGCGCGGUCAAAAAGCGGACGGGCGAGCUCGGCGACACCUUCGAGGGGCGCAAGAUCAUCAUCGGCGUGGACCGCCUGGACUACAUCAAGGGCAUGCCCCACAAGCUCCUGGCCUUCGAGCUCUUCCUGUCGCGGAACCCGUCGUGGGUCGGCAAGGUCACGCUCAUCCAGGUCGGCGUGCCGACGCGCGUCGACGUCGCCGAGUACCAGACGCUGGCCAAGCACGUCAACGAGCUCGUGGGCCGCAUCAACGGCUACAGCCCCAUCCACUACAUCAACCAGUCCAUCCCCCAGGACGAGCUCAUCGCGAUCUACCAUUUGGCGGACGCGUGCCUCGUGACGUCCGUGCGCGACGGCAUGAAUCUGGUGUCCCACGAGUACGUCGCGGCCCAGGAGGACCCCUUCGCCAAGGACGGGCCCGGCGCGCUCGUGUUAAGCGAGUUCGCGGGGUCGGCCCAGUCCCUGAGCGGCGCCAUCCGCGUCAACCCCUGGAACACGGAGGAGCUCGCGCGCGCGAUCCACGAGGCUUUGACGUUGACGCGCGUCGAGCGCGAGCUCCGCUGGGCGAAGCUCCACCGCUACGUGACGACGAACACGGCGUCCUACUGGGCGCGGUCCUUCGUGUCCGAGUUCCGCGACGUCUGCGAGCACCCGCCCUUGCUCUCCAAGCUGCCGAAGCUCAACGCCGCAGAGUUCCGAAGUUUGGUGGGGACCCCCCAAACCAGCGGUCGAAUUCCACGCAGGUUGGUCGUGACGGACUACGACGGCACGCUGACGCAGAUCCAGUCGCUGCCCCAGCUGGCGACGCCCGCGCCCGUCGUGACGCAGCUGCUGGCGACGCUGGCGCGCGACACGCGCAAUACGGUCUACGUGAUGAGCGGCCGCGAGCGGCGGUUCAUGGACAAGUGGCUCGGCAAGCUCAAGGUCGGCCUGGCCGCGGAGUUCGGCUACUGCCACCGGGCGCCCGACGACGAGCAGGGCGUCUGGAAGUCGCUGGGCCGCGAACUGGACACGUCGUGGAAGGACGUCGUGCGGCCCAUCAUGCAGUACUUUGCGGAGCGGACGCCGGGCACGUACAUCGAGUCCAAGGAGAGCUCGCUGGCCUGGCACUACCGGGACGCGGACCCCCACUUCGGCGCGUGGCAGGCCAAGGACAUGCAGAUCCACAUGGAGGACGUCAUGUCGAACCUGCCGCUGGAGAUCAUCCAGGGCAACCGCCUCGUCGAGGUCCGCCACGUCGGCGUGAACAAGUCGCUCGUGCUGGAGGAGGUGCUGCGCAUGGGGCCCCGGGGCGAGACGGCCGACGUCGACUUCGACUUCGUGCUCUGCGUCGGCGACGACCGCUCCGACGAGGACAUGUACCAGCUGCUCAAGGCGUGGCACGCGCGGCGCGCGGAGCACGACGCGGACAAGGGCGGCGACGACGCGCCGGCCCAGCUCUACCUCGUCCACAUCGGCACGGGCGCGACGCAGGCCGAGUACUACCUCGAGUCCGUCAUCGAGCUCCGCAAGCUCCUCCGCGGCAUGGCCUCCAUCAGCCUCCGCGACCUCCGCGGCGCCCCGCGCGCGUUUUAACACCGCUGUUCGCUC